AUGCCACCUAUCCUGGGCUCGGGAGCCGACCCUUAUGAGGAGUCGAAGGAGGUCAACAACACGCCACCUGUCCCGAACUCGGAGGCCGACCCCUCUGACCCCGAGGUCAUGGAAAUCGACACAAAUCCAGUAGAGGGACCCGACCCCCCACCUGACUGGAGAGCCCCGUACCUCGAUUACCUCAUCUUGCUCCCGACGGACAAGAUAGAGGCGCGAAGGAUCGCCCGCCGCGCCAAAUCCUUCAUCAUCAUCAACCAGGAGCUCUACAAGCGAAGCCAUACCGGCAUCCUGCAACGAUGCAUCCCGAUCGACCAAGGAAAGGUGCUACUCCAGGAUAUCCAUGCCGGAGCCUGUGGCCACCACACCCCACCAAGAAUCCUCGUCAGGAACGCCUUCCGACAAGGCUUCUACUACUUGACGGCGGUUGCCGAUGCCGCCCGCGUGGUGCGCACCUGCGAAGGGUGCUAA
This is a messenger RNA of Setaria italica (foxtail millet), 468 nucleotides long. RefSeq lists its product as uncharacterized. Bases 1 to 468 code for a protein of 155 amino acids. The record is from RefSeq and is a predicted model, not a curated record. NCBI's taxonomy places the organism in Eukaryota, Viridiplantae, Streptophyta, Magnoliopsida, Poales, Poaceae. The transcript has a single exon.